GGCUAGGGAUUGUUUUUAUUUUGUUGGUUUUAUCAGGUUGAGUGCAAGCAGUGAUAGAUGUUUCGCCUCCAGCAGUAUCCGCAGAAACGUGUUACACAUUGUAUUAUGAAACAGCAGAACAUCAAUCGACACUAAUAGAAAUUCGCUGCUCACACGUGCAAGCUUGGGUUAGGAGAGAAGGCUUUUGAGUGGUGGAAAUAUUUACAAUGUCAGGCCUUGUCCAGACAGGCUCAGUGGGCAUUAUGGUUGGCUGGCAAGUUCUAAUGGCCACGUGGCCAGUCAGUGUUUCAGCAGGCAUGCCCAGUGAUGCUGAUUGAUUAUGCUUUGUGGUACGAUAAACACGGCAUCCAGUGAUUAUAUGGUACAAAGUCUUGGUGCUGUUAUCAUACACUCAUACAAUGGAUGAAUGUGAAGUAAUUGAAGUCAAAGAAACAUAUGCAUCUCAAGACCCUGCCACAGACCUGAAAAAAGUUGAAUUGGCAAUAAAAAAAGUCACACAAGAGAUCCAGGUACUUCAGGGUCAUAAACAGCAAUUGAUUGCCAAGAGAGAGAAAUUAAGAGAUGCUAUUCAACAGAAUAAGUCUGCUCAACUUGCCCAAAAAGACUGGGAUAGGAAGGAUUUUCCGUGGUCAAAGGAGUUGCAGAACAUACAAGAAAACACAUUCAAGAUACCCAAGCUACGAGCACAUCAGUUACCCACCAUGAAUGCUACACUGUCUGGUGAGGAUUGUAUCCUUAUCAUGCCCACAGGAGGAGGAAAGUCUCUUUGCUAUCAACUUCCAGCUCAUGUUUCUAAAGGUGUCACAUUGGUUGUCUCCCCUCUGGUUUCCUUGAUGGAAGAUCAAAUCAUGGGUCUGAAAGCCCUAAACAUUGAAGCACAAAUGCUGUCAGCAUCAUCAACCAGAGAACAAGUUAAUGGUGUACAUGUGGAUAUGACAAAUCCCAACAGCACCUUAAAGCUUUUGUAUGUUACACCUGAGAAGCUUUCCAAAUCCAAGAGAUUCAUGACCAAGCUUCAAAAAAUGUACCAGAUGGGAAGGUUUGCACGCCUGGCCAUUGAUGAGGUUCAUUGUUGUUCACAAUGGGGCCAUGACUUCAGACCAGACUACAAAUUCUUGGGAGUUAUGAAAAAGAUGUUCCCUUCUACUCCCAUCUUGGGGCUUACUGCUACUGCUACUUCAAGAGUGAUUCAAGAUGUGCAGAAGAUACUUGAGAUACAGGGUUGCUUGAUUCUAAAGGCAUCAUUUAAUAGGCCUAAUUUGUUUUAUGAGGUUCGUCCAAAGCCUUCAUCACAUGACGAAUGUGUCAAACAAAUUCAGCACAUGCUUCAGAAAGAGUUUGAAGGCCAAUCAGGCAUCAUCUACACCAUGACAAUUAAAGAUGCUGAGCAGUUAGCAAGUGACUUAAGGUCUCAAGGUCUACGUGUGGCUCCCUAUCAUGCCCAGCUUGAUGCAGAUGUGAGGAGUAGAGUUCAUACAAAAUGGGUGAAAAAUGACUAUCAGGCUGUAAUUGCAACCAUUGCCUUUGGGAUGGGCAUUGACAAACCUGAUGUCCGCUAUGUUAUCCAUCACUGUAUUUCAAAAUCCAUGGAAAACUUUUACCAGGAAAGUGGAAGAGCUGGGAGAGAUGGUGAACCAGCCAAAUGUAUCGUCUUUUGGAGAUUUGGUGAUCUUGCAAGACAGAGCACAAUGGUCUUCACUGAGCAGACUGGUCUAGAAAAUUUGUAUGGCUUGAUUACAUACUGUCUGGAUGGUGUAAGGUGUCGUAGAAACCUCAUUGCCGAACAUUUUGAUGAAGCGUGGGAGACCUCGGACUGUGCAGGGAUGUGUGACCAUUGCAAGAUCCCACGGGAGAUAAAGACUAUGGAGUUGGGUGAUUAUGGUCAGAAAUUGUUGUUGAUAUUAGAAAAAUCUUCAAGAUUGGAUCAGAGGUUAACAGGUCAGAAAUUGGUUGACUUGUUUCUUGGCAAGGGUCCUACCAAACAACGUGUGCAAGAGGCCACUGCCACUGGGGUCCUCAGAGAGACUGCAGAAAGUAUUGUGGCAUAUUUACUUGUAGAUGGAUUUCUCAAGGAAGAUUUUCACUUCACUCCAUACAGUACUCUCAGCUACAUUGUACCAGGGCCAAAGGCUGAGGCUGGUAUUAAGCCAAGUCCUAUGGCAGUGGGAGGGUCAAGAAAACUAUCAAAUUGUUCAAGUCUGCAGUCUUCUCUGAUAAAUGAAUCCUCUGGAAAAGAUAAAAGUAGCAAAUCAGGAAUCAAGAAGACAGUGAAGCAAAGCUCCAAGGAAGAAAGCACAUUAAAGAAAAGUGGAGGUGCUUCAUCUAAUAGCCAAAAUUCACAUAGCUUAUCAUUACAUAGCAAUGAAGAGCAACCAGCUAGCAAAAAGAGGAGAAUAAUUGUUGUUGAUGACUCAGAUGAUGAAAUAGAUGAUUAACUUGUAGGUAAGUUAAGAUCAUUUUAGCUUAGAAAAUAAACUUUCAUAUUUUUAUUAUUUCACAAUUGUCAAGACACAUUGGGGUAUAGAGAGAAGAAAAAUUAAGAGUUGUACAUAAUGAAUGUGUAUUGAUGAGAGAGAAGGUAGGAGGAAGUUGAUGUUCCACAAACUGGUGACUUACUCAUUCUCAUUCUUUAGAAGUCAACUGGGAGACAGUUUUGUGACUUGUUGCUGGAGCAAAAAAGAAAGGCAGAUGGUGACAGAGUUGAAAAAAUGUGUAAGUACAAGGUACAUUUUCAGAGAACAAUAAGAGAGACAUCAGGUGGUUUAUGCUAAGGAUGCAAGGAUGUCCUUCACCAUGACAGAGUUGAAAAAAUGUGCAAGUACAAAGGCACAUUUCCAGAGAACAGUAGGAGGGACACAUCAGGUGGUUUAUGCUAAGGAUGCCCCUUCACCACAAACAUGGUGGUGAACAAGCCCAAAACAUUUAUUCUUUAAAUUGUUUUGAUGUAAGCUGAGAAUUUUUCAUUUGUCUUUUGAUAACAUGUUAGGUAUUAUUAAAUGUAUUGGGUUGGGUCCACCACAGUGUUUGUAGUGAAGGACAUCUCAUUGCAUUUCUCAUCAUGCCACAUAUUUACUAACACUCGGUUUUCUCUUCUGGAUCACUUUAUAUAUAUUGUUGUGUUGAGUAAAUAGGUGGAGGAAUUAAGUUUUGUAAAUCAAUGUUAUCUUGGCCUGUUUGUUUUCCAGGUAUAUUAUAUAGGAAAUCUGCAGAACAUGUGAGUUGGAGAAAUGAGUGGUCACAAAAGAUUACUAUGCCUUAAAUUAUGUCAAGCACUGACACUCGUUUUAUGCUUUGCAAAGCAUGAGGGUCUGACAUAUAAAACUCAAGUUGCUA
Molecule: messenger RNA, 3333 nt
Organism: Portunus trituberculatus (swimming crab)
Lineage: Eukaryota; Metazoa; Arthropoda; Malacostraca; Decapoda; Portunidae
Product: ATP-dependent DNA helicase Q1-like
Exons: 13
Coding region: 399-2435 (678 amino acids)
Biological process (GO): double-strand break repair via homologous recombination
Cellular component (GO): cytoplasm; chromosome
Molecular function (GO): four-way junction helicase activity; ATP binding; 3'-5' DNA helicase activity
Source: RefSeq, a predicted model, not a curated record